This is a messenger RNA of Paramisgurnus dabryanus, 4476 nucleotides long. RefSeq names its product integrin, alpha 3b (gene itga3b). The record is from RefSeq and is a predicted model, not a curated record. Gene Ontology annotation, molecular function: integrin binding. Gene Ontology annotation, biological process: cell-cell adhesion; cell-matrix adhesion; integrin-mediated signaling pathway. Gene Ontology annotation, cellular component: external side of plasma membrane; integrin complex. NCBI's taxonomy places the organism in Eukaryota, Metazoa, Chordata, Actinopteri, Cypriniformes, Cobitidae.
CUCUAAUCAGAUGUCUGUACUCAGUCCGGUGUGUGGAGCUCGAAGCUUGAGUCUAAAUCGCGUCUCUAUGGCAUGUGAUUGACAAAAUUUGUAUAUUAGCAAGAGAGAGAGAGAGAGAGAGAGAGGGAGAGAGAGAGAGAUUAAAGUAUGGCUGAACAGAAGUUACGCUUUUGUGUAUUUGUGAUUUAUGCGAUUGAAUCGAUCGUCGGAUUUAACAUUGACGUCCAGUUUCCAAUCAUCAAAGAAGGAAAAAAUAAAGGGAGUUUCUUCGGCUUUUCAGUGGCUUUACACAAACAGACCAAAAACACCAAACAAAACCUGCUGUUGGUCGGAGCUCCACAAGACAAUGCACAGCCCUCUCUCAUGAAGCUGAAGAUUAAUCAAACAGGAGGGGUUUAUUACUGUCCCAUCACUGGUGACCCAAAUGACUGCAGGACCAUAGAUCUCAUUUCUCCACCUCAGUCCACAGAGAUGGUAGAGGGCAUGUGGCUUGGAGUUACUGUAGCUAGUCAGAGGAUUGGAGGACGAGUGCUGGCAUGUGGUCAUCGUUAUGUCAAAAUACUUCUGGGUGCAGAAGAACAGCAGCGUAUGGUGGGUAAAUGUUACGUGCGGGGCAAUGACCUGAGCUACGACUCGUCUGAUUAUUGGCAGUCUGACACUUACGAGCAGUGCGACUUUAACUACGACCAGAAUCUGGAGGGAAUGUGCAACAUGGGAAUCUCGGCGGGAAUGACAGAAAACGACAUUUACUUCGGUGCUCCGGGCAGCUUCGUGUGGCAGGGUAAUGUUCAUAUGAAAUGCAGAGACCCCAACUCAGAUUUCGCAGGGGACACUGAUGACAAAAGCUUUGGUAAGCUUGGUGAGGAUAGGCUGAACAUCUACAUAGGUUACUCAGUGCUGGAGGACACAAAACUACUGCAUCACACCGAGUAUACUGUGGUUACAGGAGCUCCCAGAGACGCUUUUAAGGGUUCAGUCAUUCUGGCACAGAAAGAAGACCUGACUCUUAACCCGCUCAUCAUUUCAGGGGAACAAAUCGGGUCGUACUUCGGCAGUUGUCUGGCUGUGACAGAUCUCAAUAAUGAUGACUGGAAUGAUCUGAUUGUCGGUGCACCGUUCUACUUCGACCGCUACAAGGAGGAGGGCGGGGCCGUUUAUAUUUUCAUGAAUGAAAACGGUUCUUUCCGGGAAAAAGCCAACAUAGUUCUGAAGGGAAAGAAAGGAUCUGGGUUUGGAUUUGCUGUUGCCGCAGUCGGAGACAUCAAUCAGGAUGGAUUUCAAGAUUUUGCCGUUGGUGCUCCAUUCCAUGAUUCUGGAAAAGUUUUUAUUUGGAUGGGGGGUAUAAAAGGAAUCUCUAAAGACCCCAGCCAGGUGAUAGAGGGAAAAUCAUUAGGAACCGGCGGCUUCCAGACGUUUGGUUACUCUCUUAAUGGAGGAAUGGAUAUGGAUGGAAAUGAUUAUCCUGACAUUGUUGUGGGCUCUCUGGAUGAUCGUGUUGCUCUUUUGAGGGCUCGUCCGGUCAUCCACCUCUCAAAAAACUUCACAGUCGAGCCAAAGAUUGUGACUCCAAGCCAGUGUGUUAAUGCCUGUAUAAAGAUGAAGGUGUGUUUUAGUUACAAUCUCAGCAAUGGAAAUAAAGCUUUCAAGAGGGACAUAACUGUGAGGUACACAGUGGAUGCUGACCAUAAUCGCCGUGUCGCCCGAGUCCGUUUCCUUGACAACAAGCAGAGCACAUUUACGGACCUUCUCUCUUUCUCUGCUCCUACAUGUAAAGAGCUUGAACUCAGUGUUAAUAGCCCUGUAAUGGACAAACUACAGCCUGUAGUCUUCACUCUCAAUGUGACUCUUAAUGAGGAGAAAACAACAGCAAAACAAACAGUACAGAACCUGAACGCUUUUCCAGUGUUGAGCGGCCUACAGACCUUGACAGACAAAACUGAGAUUAACUUUCAUAAAGAGUGUGGUGCUGAUAACAGAUGUAGCAGUAACCUGCAGCUGAAGGCCGUGUUUACUGAUGAGAAAAAUAUUCCCUUCCCCGGUGACACGAUGGAGUUUAACAGUAACAUAAAGAAGGUGGUGAUGAUGGUGGAGGUCACAAACAUGCCAGAAUUAGACAGAGAGGCUGAAGACGCCCAUCAGGCGAUGCUCAACGUCACCAUACCCACUGCACUGAGGUACUCGGGGGUGCGAACUCCGUCUGGUUUUGACAUUGAGUGCACUGCAGAUGAAGUUAUUAUUUGUGAUCUGGGAAACCCAUUUAAAAGCAAUCAGAAGAUUUCACUGAUAAUCAUCUUUGAAACGUCUGGUAUCACACUUUACACCGAGCUCAUUGAAUCUCAGCUUCAGCUCUCCACUAUUAGUGAGCAGAAAGAUCUUCAUCCUGUUCCCGUGAGCCUUAAAGUGAAGAACACAAUCCUCACUUCAUUCUCCUUAGAGAAGUCAGUGGUGGACACAUCCUUCAGUGGAACUGUGAUUGGUGAAUCUGCCAUAACAAACACCAAUGAUGUAGGAAGUCCAGUGGAGUUUGUGUUACGUGUCCGUGUGUUGGGAGAACCGCUGGGAAAUAUGGGAACUCUAAUGAUUGACUUUGAAUGGCCAUACGAGGUAACCAAUGGGAAAUGGCUGCUGUAUCUGACAGAAAUUCUAAUCAAAGGAACGUCUGAAUCACGCUGUAUCCCACCGGGCAGCAUUGUCAACUCACGCAACUAUACACUGUCAGAUCAGAUCACGAAGCGAUUCAGAAGAGACGUGGAUGGCGAUUUUCCUUAUGCAGAAGCUGCCAUUAAAGUUUUGACGCCUCGUAAAGUGACUCAUUUACUGGAGUGCUCAAAGCAAACCGCUCGCUGUGUGACGUUCUCUUGCCCACUGAGGAACAUGUCCACCCAGGCAGAGAUCAAAGUCAGAUCCCGUGUGUGGAACAGCACCAUGCUAGAGGAUUUUAGCAAUGCUUUACGAGUGCAAGUAAGGGGACAGGCGACACUGAGACUCAUGACUGAUAAACCCACCAUUGACAUGGACAGCCAGACCCGAGAGUUUUUAGUAAACAUUGAUCCGGUUCUGGGAGAAGAGACGCCGUAUGAAGUUCCGCUGUGGAUCUUCAUUGUGGCAGCAGUCGCUGGAAUCGUAUUAUUAGGCAUCAUCAGUUUCAUUCUGUGGAAGUGUGGUUUCUUUAAGAGGACUGUUUACUACAGGAUAAUGCCAAAGUACCACGCUGUGAAAGUUCGCAGAGAACAGCGCUACGAGUUAAACAAGGCCUUACAGCCUGAGCAAGUACUCGUUAAGAAACUCUGGGUCACCAACUGGACAGAAAUGCAUCAAUAUUACUACUGAACUCUUCAGCAGGCUCCGCCCACAGAGCCAGAGGCGUGAGCUGAUUGGAGGACUUUUUAAUUACCUUAAACAGACACUGGAUGUUGGCUUUUGCAGUCAGAGUGAGCUUUUUUAUACAUUUUUGGCCUGUGUGCUAUAUCGCCUCUGUUUGACAGAUCAUCAAACCUGAUCUACUUUUAAUGUAUUCAUUUCUUUUCAUAUUGCUACAUUUUGUAAUUAUUUUUUAGCCUUGGACAGUUUUAAGUGUGUGCUUCUUUGUUGUGUCAUGAUUUCUCAUUCUUUUAGAGUAACUUUUUUUCCAAAUCAAAUCAAGGUGACUCAAGGAAACUAACUUUGCACCUUACAGUGUGUGGAAGUCAGAAGAUGUCUGCUAUAUUAAUUAACUGACAUACAGAUGGUGAUAAACAGAUUUUUUAAGUGGUUUUAAAUGAUCUGAGACCAGUUCUGACCCUAUUGAGGAAACAGCUAUACGGUACUUUUUGGUUCUGUUAAAGCAAAAUGUCUUCUGUAAUGCUUAUGCUUUUCGGUUUGUACUGCCAUUCAGUCCUCCUGUGGAGGAAGUGUGAUGCCUUUGUGUGAUCAGCAUUAAACAUGUGAAGGUCCAUAUUUAACCCCAAACCCCUCAAGACAAUUCAAGAACUUUUUAAUCUUAAUGAAUUGUAUAGCUUUCUGUACCCGUGGUCUCAUGGGAUAUUCAAGCAUCCAUUUGACACACACAUUAAAGGGACACUGCACCUUUUUUGAAAAUAUGCUAAUUUAUUAAAUAUGCUAGUUGUUAUUGAAAGUUAACAAGGGGACUACUUUCGGGCACUGCAUAAUAUCAUUGUGCCUCCUGCAGCCAUAGUACAGCAGCAAAGUCCUUGAUUACGCCAGAAUAAGAGUAUAGUUCCUAGCCAUAUCUGCAUAGAAAAUCGCAACUUUUAUUUUUCUGUUGAUCUUAGUACACAAUGUAACUACAGAAGAGUCAAGUUUUAAAUAGGAAACAUAUUGAAACUCUUUGGUUAUUUUUGAGUGUGAUGCUAAUGGUCUAAUCUGAUUCAAUGGAUUUUGCUAAGCUAUGCUAAAAGUGGAACCACCAGACCUGGAGAUCGGCUGAAUAGAUUCCAAAAUGGUAAAAAUCAAAUGUUUAACUCUAUGGGAGCUGGA